AGCAAGAACCAGGGAGCAGGGGCGAGCGAGAUGUCGUCUUCAGACGAGGAGGGGUCAGGGGAGGAGUACCUCUUCAAGAUCGUUAUAAUCGGCGACUCGGCGGUGGGGAAAUCGAACUUGCUGUCCCGCUAUGCGCGGAACGAGUUCAAUGCCCACUCCAAGGCCACCAUAGGCGUGGAGUUUCAGACCCAGAGCAUGGAAAUCGACGGCAAAGAGGUCAAAGCUCAGAUUUGGGACACCGCCGGACAGGAACGCUUCAGGGCCGUCACCUCUGCUUACUACCGCGGCGCCGUCGGAGCUCUCAUUGUCUAUGAUAUCACCCGCAAGACCACUUUCGAGAGUGUUGGCCGCUGGCUCGAUGAGCUCAAGACUCAUUCCGAUACAACUCUGGCAAUGAUGCUAGUGGGGAACAAAUGUGAUUUAGAGGAUAUUAGGGCUGUGAGUGUUGAGGAUGGUAGAAGCCUUGCUGAAGCAGAGGGGUUAUUCUUCAUGGAGACAUCUGCCCUGGACUCAACAAAUGUUAUAAAGGCUUUUGAGCUUGUGAUUCAAGAAAUAUAUAACAAUGUCAGCCGGAAGGUCUUGAACUCGGAUACGUACAAAGCAGAGUUAUCUGUGAACAGGGUCAGCCUCGUUAAUAAUGGAGCAGAUGGAUCAAAUAAAACCCAGGGCUAUUUUUCUUGCUGUUCCGGUUGAUAUGGUUUAUAUCUCCCAAAAGAUCACAAAAACGUGUAGGACGAGCGCUCGAGGGCAUUUCCAAGGUUGGUUAUUGAAUUUGGUUCGUUAAUUGGUUUGUUUGGUAUUCGGUACCUGCUCAAAGGUUUCCGAACAAGUCGAUAUUAUACAAGUAAAUUCUUAUCUUUGUAAUUCAUGUAAACAAGUUGAAUUUGUACACUGGAUGGGAACCAUGUAACUUCUAUAAAAUGAAGACGGGCACCCCAUUUCUUUUGUGUGA
This is a messenger RNA of Pyrus x bretschneideri (Chinese white pear), 952 nucleotides long. Its product is annotated as ras-related protein RABA5e. Lineage: Eukaryota; Viridiplantae; Streptophyta; Magnoliopsida; Rosales; Rosaceae. The transcript has 2 exons. Gene Ontology annotation, molecular function: GTPase activity; GTP binding. The record is from RefSeq and is a predicted model, not a curated record. Bases 31 to 693 code for a protein of 220 amino acids. Gene Ontology annotation, cellular component: endosome.